Molecule: messenger RNA, 1293 nt
Organism: Hordeum vulgare subsp. vulgare (domesticated barley)
Lineage: Eukaryota; Viridiplantae; Streptophyta; Magnoliopsida; Poales; Poaceae
Product: putative cyclin-dependent kinase F-2
Exons: 1
Coding region: 1-1293 (430 amino acids)
Biological process (GO): protein phosphorylation; intracellular signal transduction
Cellular component (GO): nucleus; cytoplasm
Molecular function (GO): MAP kinase activity; ATP binding
Source: RefSeq, a predicted model, not a curated record
AUGGCUAAGGACGACGGCGCUGUGACAACGAUCGCCUCCCGCGUCGCCUCCAUCUGCGCCGUCAUCGACCACGCCGUUGUAUCUGAAACCCUGAGCGCUAGGAGAGUCGCCGCCAUCUCUGCCAUGAUCCACGACGUCGCCUCCGCCGUGGAGGAGGGGACGACGAGAAGCACCAGGAAGCGGCGGCGCAUGCGCAUGGGCAGCUCACGCAGCUACGUGGAGACGCGCAGGAUCGGCGAGGGUCGCUUCGGCGUCGUCAUCAGGGCUCGCCACCGCGCCACCGGCCAGACCGUCGCCCUCAAGGGCCUCCGCUGGACGACGCGCCACAGCCAAGGCUCUGACCAACUCGUCGCCAAGCUCCUACGAGAGGCCUGCUUCAUGGCGGCCUGCGGCGGCCACCCCUCCGUCGUCGCUCUCCGCGGCAUCGCGCGCGUGCCCGGCACCAGCGACUACGCCAUCGUCAUGGAGCAUGUCGGCCCGAGCCUGGACCAGGUCGUCUACGACCACAUGAGCCGCCUCCGCCGCCCGUUCACAGAGGACAAGGUGCGCGGCAUCAUGCGGCAGUUGCUGGCCGGCGCCGAGGUCAUGCACGAGCGCGGCAUCAUCCACCGCGAUAUCAAGCCGUCCAACGUCCUCGUCGUCUACGGCGACGGCGGCGGCAGCGAUGAUGACCUCGUCGUCAAGAUCUGCGACUACGGCCUGGCAAUGUCCAUGGCUGACAAGAACGCCGAUGGCGCGUUCCUUGCCGCCGGAACGAGGUCGUACAUGGCGCCGGAGAUGCUGCUGUCGAAGCCGCGCUACGACACGCGCGUCGACAUGUGGUCCCUGGGCUGCGUGAUGGCCGAGAUGCUCACCGGCGAGGUGCUCUUCGAGAGGGCGGACACCAAGGCCGGCCAGCUCUACAAGAUCGUCGAUGUGUUCGGCGUGCCAGAAAAGAAGGCGUUUAAUAAGUCCUUCAAGACGCCCUUCUCGUUCCUCGCCGCCAAGGUGAAGCUCUGGCGGCAAGCUCGGCGCGGUGGCAGGCUGCGCGAGCUUUUCCCGGAGAAGACGCUAUCCAAGGACGGGUUCAAGGUCCUGAAAGGGCUCCUCACGUGCAGCCCCACCAAGCGGCUGGACGCGGCGGCCGCGCUCCGGCUCCCGUGGUUCGCUGACACGGACCACGACCAUGCUCCCGUAGUUGCUGCAGCUUCGAAGAGGGAUGCUGCCGCCGCGAGCAUUCGCGCUCUGGCGUCGCGCUCGUGGAAGAUAGCUUUGUCAUGCUUUGGGCAAUCGGUAAGGUCGAAGGCAGUGUAG